GGGACGUGGAAAUAGCGCUUCGGAUUUUGCUGCAUUAAGAAAAUCGGGACUUUUGGCCUGCAAUAUGGAAUCUGAUGAUCGUAUGCAAUGCCCAUAUGACAAAAAUCAUUUGAUUCGGCCCAGCAGGUUUCCCUAUCACCUUGUUAAAUGCAGAGAGAAUAAUCGUGCAGCGGCUAAAGAGCUAGCAACUUGUCCGUACAAUGCUCGCCACAGAGUCCCGAAACAGGAGCUUGAUCUGCACAUGGCCAGCUGUGAAUACAGAGUGGCUAUGGAGCCUUUGACUGCUGACUUUUCAAACAUGGUGGCGGAGAAGUCAACAUGGCAAUGCCCCCCUUGUGAAGAAGUCUGGGAAACUGAUGAGGAUCCCGUGUCAAAGCCUAAGCCUUUUAUAUUAAAUGAGUUUGCUCCUGCUCAGCCUUAUAAUAGGUCUGAAGAACAUGGAUAUUUGCCCUAUACUGAGCUAAGCAGCGACCGCAGACCUAAAGUCCAGCUUAGUAACUCUGUCAAGCAAGUUAAGCAGAAUCAGCCUGAACCGGAGCCUUUUACGUCUAGUAAUUGCAACUAUAACCCACGAUCCAAUGAACCAGCCAAUCCAAAGCAACAUACAAUGAAUGGCUACAAACCUGUGACUAUAAAUGCAAACCCAUGGUGCAGGCAAGCAGGAGGGUCAAGAGGAGCUGCCGCUCCAAAGUGGGGUGCUAAUUCUUCAGAUGAGUGGCCAAGAAACAAAGAAUUUCCUACUCAAAAGACGCAGUUGGUGAAUGGGUACAAACCUGUAGCAGCAAAUGCAAAUCCAUGGUGCAGGCAACCAGGAGGGUCAUCUGCUGCUCCAGAACAGUUGGGUGUUGACUCUUUGGAAGAGUGGCCAAGCCUUGGACACCAGCCACGGAUUAGGAAGUAAAUCUAAACAUUAAAAACAGGACUCCUCUGGACCUGUUAAUGACUUGUCUGACACGUGGAUUUUUAAAAUGUUAAGCUGCUAUUUUAUACUUUAUACCAACUUUUUUUAAUAGCCUUGUUUUUAACAUAAAGCAUUGUUUUUAUAUCACUAAUGAUACAUAUUUACUUGAACUUUUUUAACCAAUAAAUGUUUUAUAUAUUCA
Messenger RNA from Xenopus tropicalis (tropical clawed frog), 1103 nucleotides. It is a transcript of the gene gtsf2, whose product is annotated as gametocyte specific factor 2. Lineage: Eukaryota; Metazoa; Chordata; Amphibia; Anura; Pipidae. The record is from RefSeq and is marked provisional.